Molecule: messenger RNA, 1215 nt
Organism: Trichoplax adhaerens
Lineage: Eukaryota; Metazoa; Placozoa; Uniplacotomia; Trichoplacea; Trichoplacidae
Exons: 2
Coding region: 1-1215 (404 amino acids)
Molecular function (GO): protein binding
Source: RefSeq, a predicted model, not a curated record
AUGCCUAACAAGGAUGGUAUCAGUCAUUGUAUGUCUGGUUUUUUACAAGGCAAACAUCAAGGAAAAUCCCAGCUGAACAAAUCACCAGCAAUACCAGCAACCACAAAUUUAACCAAAGAAGUUAUUUAUACGCUCAAGCAAGCAUGGCGAUCAGCCAGGAAAGGCGAUAAGAAGAAAGCAACCAAAUUAUUCGUCUACGCUAUACGCAUGGCGCCACGUCAUCCUGAUGUAUUAAAUAAUUAUGGUGAAUUCUUAGAACAUGAAGAUGUCAUUCAAGCUGAAUACUAUUAUACAGCAGCAUUAUCUCAUUAUCCAUAUCAUCAAUUGGCUUUAUCCAAUCGAAAAAGAACACUACCAUUAGUUCAACAAAUUGAUCGCGAUCGAUUAGCACGUAUAGCCGCUAAACGUAGUAAAUUUUAUGCUCUUCCAUUAACUGAUCCAGCCUUGAUAAGGAUGAAACGAGAAAGUUAUUAUCAACAUGUCUACCAUACUGUAGCAAUUGAAGGCAAUACCAUGAAUUUACAAAUGACUAGGGCUGUUAUCGAAAAUCGUAUCGCUAUUGGUGGUAAAAGUGUCAUGGAACAUAACGAAAUUAUCGGUAUGGACGAAGCUCUUAGUUAUAUCAAUACCACAUUAAUCAAUAAGGCUGGACUACUCGAUGUUCAAGAUAUCCUACAAAUUCAUCGACGUGUUUACGGCUUUAGCGAUCCUUUUGAAGCCGGUAACUAUCGUAAUAGCCAAGUCUACAUUGCCGAUCAUGUGCCACCACCUCCUGGUCAAGUAGCGGCCAAAAUGACAGAAUUUGAUAAUUGGUUGAAAUCCAGUGAAGCAAGGCAAUUACAUCCAAUUGAAUUAGCAGCCUUAGCUCAUUAUAAAUUAGUUCAUAUUCAUCCAUUUGUGGAUGGAAACGGCAGAACUGCGCGAUUAUUCAUGAACUGUAUAUUGAUGCGAGCAGGUUUCCCUCCCAUAAUUAUUCGUGUUCACGAUCGAUUCCAUUAUUAUCAAUAUCUGUCACAAGCGAAUGAUGGCGACGUAAGACCAUUUAUGCGCUUUAUUGCUGAUACGACCGAAUUUACUUUAGAUGAAUACCUAAAUUAUACAUCUGUACCUGCUAUUAUUGAAUUAAAUAAUGCUCGCCGUAAGAAGAAUGAUGAUGUUAAUACUGAUGUUACAAUUUCCAAAGAAUCAACCCCCAAAGGCGAUGAUAAAAAAUAA